Zonotrichia albicollis (white-throated sparrow) is the source of this 4978-nucleotide messenger RNA. It is a transcript of the gene SPMAP2L, whose product is annotated as sperm microtubule associated protein 2 like. The record is from RefSeq and is a predicted model, not a curated record. Lineage: Eukaryota; Metazoa; Chordata; Aves; Passeriformes; Passerellidae.
CAGUCCCCUCCUGGCUGGGUGCUCAGGCCAGUGCCCCAUGUCUCUUGAGAGGGCUCGGUGGGGGAUUUACACCAAGCAGUGAGUCAGUGUAGAGGAUGACACUGUGAUAAACACUUGAGGGGAAAUUAUGUCCGGUUUUGCCCUUGCCUCAGCUUCUGAAAAACAUCCAACCAUCCUGCCCCUUUAAAAUGGAAGCUGUGACUCUUUGCUUUAGAAGGAAUUGAUCUCAAAAGGAAUUAAUCUCCCUUAAGCAAUUAGUGUGUGAAUGCUCAGACAAUGCAGGGGAGGUGUUUCUGUGUCUGGCUGAAGCAAGGCCUUGCUGGGAAGCAUGAACAGGCCCAAACAACAAAGGCUCCACCAGGGCUGUCUUGUCAGUGAGGUGGUUUAACCCCUUUAAGUUGCAGAGCUGCUGAAGGUACAUCCUGAGUGAGGACGCCUGUCUGUCUAGAGCUUUUGCCACGAUAAAUGUAAUCUUUCUUUUUGUAAUUGGAAAAAGUACAAAAAAACAUUGCCAAGUGAGUUGAGAGACCUUAUCUGAAGGUAUGUGUGCCUCAUUCCUUGGCUGGAUCAUGAUGCAAGCUUUGCACAGCACUGUGGGACACUAGGGCCAUGUGCACUAUGUUGUGCUAGAUUUGGCUGUGGCUGUGUGCUGGAUCUGUGCCAGCAGCUGAGGAACAGCAAGGAGCCUGCUUGCAGAGAUAGUGCCAGCUCUGCAACACAGCUAGGCUGGGGGGAACCUCUGUGUGCUAAUCCUUCACCCCCUUGCAAGGAAAACCCUCUGGGGACCCGCUUGGGACUAAAGAGCUUAAACUGGGUUUUGGCUCCUGAAAUGACGUCUGCCUUCCUGAUCGUGUCCUGUCUUGAACUGGUGGCAGGGAGCCAAAGUCCUACAGGCAGCUGCCUCUGUGGGAUCUCAGCAGGAGCUGUGUUUGCAGCUCUGUGGUCCAAGUUAGGCGUGACAGGCAUCUUAUGCAGUGACGAUGCUGUAACAGCAGCCUGCCAUUUCAGGGAUCUCUGUGCUGCUGAGCUCUCUCACAAGCAUAUGCCAGGGCUUGGCAUCUUACUAGCAGCUUUAGCCCCAUCAGAGAAACCACAGGUGUGUCCCCACAGCACAGAUUGUUUUCUGUUGGCAAGUAUCUCUCUCUGCUGGUGUCCUUGCUCUUCUCUAGGGCCACGCUGUUGCAUUGCCAGGUGGUAUGGGGCAGGGAAGCAAUGCCUCAGGCUUCCACCUUCUGUGUUUUUUCCAUGGUGGAGCACUUCCACAGCUGCCUGCACAGUGUGGUUGUUCACCAGCUGGCUGUGGGUAGGCACCUGUAGCCCCAGUGGGUGGGUAUGGGCUUGGUCUGUGACAUCAAGGAGUUGUGUAACACACUUGUGGCACUGGAUUAUCUUGUUCUCCUCUCUGUACUAAUGCUCAUAAAGUACUGGGACUUCGGGCCUCAAAAGUGAUACCUGAUCUUCAUGAAAGGUUUUGGUCUGUUGUGUAUUCAGUAAAAACAUUUCCUGGAGCUGUUCCUAGGGCAGAGACUAUGUACGUUCCUGUGUCUAUACAGCAUCUAGGACCUCUGUGCUAAAUGGACUGAAAUAAAAUGUGCUCCUAAAGCCAUGUGGAAACACAGAGCUGUCUCCAUGGUGCCUUUUACUAAACCAUGACGUGGUGAUAACAGGUGUUUGUUCACCUGGGCUCCCAUAGGCUGGGAGAUCAUCCUUCUUGUACCUGUUUUAGGGUAUGUUAUUGACCAGAAAAGUUCCUUCCUACUCUCCAGCCAUCAAUGGAGGCAGAAUUGCAAAUUUGUGUCUCUGCAGUCCAAGAGAAAACACAACAAUUCAUGGGUCUGUGAGUUUGCCAGAUUAAAUGGGUGGAAAGUACUUGAAGAGAGAGGUCCUUAAACACACUCUCUCAAGGGAAAGGAGGCAAAAGCACAGGGCUUUGAGAGUGUUUGUAUGGCUUUGAGUACAGCAGUAGCUUCUUUAUGCUUUGUUGGUUUAACUGUAUGGUUAAUGGCAUGUUUGUCCUUUUCUGUAACUUUGGCAGGAUAGAGGUACUUGCAGACCCCAAGCCAGUCUUCUGCCAAGCCAGCAGUCCCACGCUUGUAUGGGGAAACCAAGAGACAAUAUGGAGCCUCACACCUGGUGCUAUGACAGCUCGACCGUCUGCAAGAACCUUGUAUCUGUGCAAGCCCAAGAAAGAUUUUACCAAGUAUGGCCGCAGUUGCAGACCAGUAAUCGGUGGGAAUCCCCUGCUACCAAAGUAUGGCUACCCUUCUGAACGGCUGCUGAAGUUGUCUGAGCCUAAAAAAUUCCUCCCUGCUUACCUGGAACAAAGAUCCCGUGAUACCCCGGAGUGGCCUGUGUCCCUGGCUGCACAGAACUACAAUGCCUCCAAGCGGAUACUGCAGCUUGCCCAGCCAAAGGGGCUGCACCCAGACUUCAUGCCCCCCAGAGAGAUUUCCACCUCACCUCGGAGGAUAGUUGCAAGCCCUCGAACCAUUGAGCUGUCGAAGCCCAAACAACUCCACCCGAACUUCAUGCCAGCGCGGGAUCCCGAGUGGCCUGUCACAGAGGCUGCCAAGCGUGCAGUGCCUACUAAAAGAAUUCUGGGGCUGGCCCAGCCUUCCUCAAGACCUCGUGUGACUGCACUCGACCCAGAGGCAUUCAAAGUGAAAGAGAGUGCUCUGAAGGCGGUUUGUACUCCACGGCUCGCAGAACUGGCUCAACCAAUUAGGCGCUAAGCUCCUGCCAUCUGCCCACAUCACCCCUUGGAACAUCACUCUCUCGCUGUGCUCUGGCUGGAAAAUCUCUUUGAACACAGUGCAGAGGCAGCACUCAGCUGGAACGCCUUCUGGGAGUUAAAAUAAAGUCAUCAUUCCUUAAGAAUAGUCAUCAAGGAAAAUGACAGAAUCCAACUUAAUGUGGGAAGACUCUCUCCCUAGGAUUGGUUAUGUCUGGAGUUUCUUUCUUGAUUAUUUUGCUGUAAUAGUUUAAGAAGUAAUGAAACAACUGCUGGGGGAAGGCAGCAAAGGAACUGCCCUUUCAUGCAGGGAAGUGUGGCAAACUGAACUCAAAAGCACACACUAAGUUGAUGCAACACAACUCCUGAAUUUGGGUUUAAAAUUUUUUGCUAAAGUUUUAGCAAAACUUUAGUUUAGCAAAACUUUUGAGUGUCAGUAAGAAGAUCUUCUUACUGACACUUAGAAGUUUUAUGCUUGUGACCGAAGUAGAAAUGCAAAAGGCUACAAUGUAUCUUGAGUUGGCUUGGAUUUGGGGCCUGUUUUCUCAAAUGCCUGGAGAACAGGCAGGUCCAGUUACAAAGGUGGGUUAAAGCUGUGUGAUUCAGAUACUCAGUUGUGUGGCCCUGGGCAAAACAAGAGAGUUCUGCAUUGGGAUUUUUGGAGCCUAACUCAAAAAAGCAGAGUUACCCUCAGUGUAAGAGAGAAGGCAAGUUUCAAAGGCUAAGCAGAAAACGAGUAUUGAUGCUAGAGUGUGCAGACCAGAUUCUGAGCUCCAGUCAGGUCUGUGGGUGAGUCAGUUUUGCAGCUGGAUUGCAGGGGAACAACACAGCCUGUGCAGGGCAUGACAUAAAGGGAGAAUGCUUUUAUCUGCUUCCUACAGGGUCAGUGUGUUUUGCACUGGCUGCCCAACCACUGGCGACAGGCUGGAGAUACUGAGGCAAGAGAGAUGCUCACCAGUAAGGGACAAAAGCCACAAAUGAAAGCAUAUGGCAGUUUCAGAGCCAAUGUAUUUUAAUCUUCCCUUUGUUAAGCUGAUUCUCCUUCCAAAGGAGUAGAGGCAGGUGACCACAAACCAGAAGGGGAUUAAUCAGAGGAUCCAUUAAUUGAUUCAGUAAUCCACUAAGCAGAGGACUUUUGAAGCCUUUUGAACAAGAUAAGGUCACUGGGAAAUUGUGCUGGUUAUUUUUAGACCAGGCAUUGUUCUGUGCCAGGAUGGAUGAGAGUUUGGACUUUGUGCAAGAGCCCCAGUGCAACUGCAUUCCUCAGGCUUGAGAAUAGCCAGGGAAGACUGGGGUCUCCCCCUAAAACCGCCAUGCUGUGGGGGAACCCCAGCACCACCAGCCUCUGCCACCCAGGGAUUAGGAGGUCUGUGGGGUUGUGUGGGCUGCCAUGCAUGGACCCACAGGUGCCCUAGGAGAUGAGGCUGCCCAUGGCGGUCCCAUGGCAAAGGGAAAACCCACUGUGCCCACUGAGGCUGCCUGGGAGAAGUGUUGCCCUUCCAGAGGAAGGAGUCUGCCUCCUGUAAUGGGGGCAGGGAGCACAAGCAGGACAGAGCACAGCUCCUCUCAUUUAAAAAUGUUGGGUUUUUUUAAUUGCACUGGGAAAAACUCAGAACAACCCAUGAGUUCUUUCUCUUUGGUGACCUUUAACAAAAAGGUAAAAAAGGCAUUCAGGGGUUACUUGGCUUCGUCUGAUUGUGGUGUAGGCACUUGGUUUGCAGUAUCCAUAGCUGAUUCAGGCCCAUUGAGCCAAAUCAGGUCACUUUAACAACACUAUGGUUUUCCAGAUGCCCUGCUCUCUGGAUGAUCUGCACCUUAAAGCUCACACACACACUUUGCCUCUGGAGAUUGUAAAGAAAAAGAAUCUUUAUUUCUUCUUUCUAUAUUUGAACAUAUCUCAUGGCAAAAUUUCUGCAAGCCUGGAAUAAGGGCAUGAAAUUGCCUUUUCUUGUGCAGCUGCUGUUAAUGGGUUGGAAUCACAAGAUAGGUUAUCAGCCAUAAAAAGUCGUAUACACACACAUGUGUGUAUAUAUAUAUAUAUAUUUCUAUAUAGUGGGUUUUUUCUGGUUAUGUACAUGUUAAAUAAGAUUUAUGUUAAAUAGCAGAGUAUUACUUUGUAUCACAAAACCUAUUGCAACAGAAGAGCCCCAAGAAAACCCACUGAAGAGCUUCACCAUCCUUUAUAAGAGGCAAGGGGAUUGCAGCAGCAUCCUCUAGUCCCUGACAGACCCGCUUUCUGAGGGCAGC